AUGGGAACUCAAGCAACAGGAACUCAAGCAGCAGAAGCUCAAGUAACGGGAAUUCAAGCAAUGGGAACUCAAUCAAUAGGGACUCAAGCAACAGAAACUCGAGCAAUGGGAACUCAAGCAACAGACACUCAAGCAACAGAAACUCAGGCAAUGUUAACUCAAGCAAUGUUAACUAAAGCAAUGGGAACUCGAGCAACAGAAACUCAAGCAACAGAGGCUCAAGUAACGGGAAUUCAAGCAAUGGGAACUCAAUCAACAGGGACUCAAGCAACAGAAACUCGAGCAAUGGGAACUCAAGCAACAGGAACUCAAGCAGCAGAAGCUCAAGUAACGGGAAUUCAAGCAAUGGGAACUCAAUCAACAGGGACCCAAGCAACAGAAACUCGAGCAAUGGGAACUCAAGCAACAGGAACUCAAGCAGCAGAAGCUCAAGUAACGGGAAUUCAAGCAUUGGGAACUCAAUCAACAGGGACUCAAGCAACAGAAACUCGAGCAAUGGGAACUCAAGCAACAGGAACUCAAGCAGCAGAAGCACAAGUAACGGGAAUUCAAGCAAUGGGAACUCAAUCAACAGGGACUCAAGCAACAGAAACUCGAGCAAUGGGAACUCAAGCAACAGAAACUCAAGCAGCAGAAGCUCAAGUAACGGGAAUUCAAGCAAUGGGAACUCAAUCAACAGGGACUCAAGCAACAAAAACUCGAGCAAUGGGAACUCAAGCAACAGAAACUCAAGCAACAGAAGCUCAAGUAACGGGAAUUCAAGCAAUGGAAACUCAAUCAACAGGGACUCAAGCAACAGAAACUCGAUCAAUGGGAACUCAAGCAACAGACACUCAAGUAACAGAAACUCAGGCAAUGUUAAAUCGAGCAAUGUUAACUCAAGCAUUGGGAACUCGAGCAACAGAAACUCAAGCAACAGAGGUUCAAGUAACAGGAGUUCAAGCAAUGGAAACUCAAUCAACAGGGACUCAAGCAACAGAAACUCGAGCAACGGGAACUCAAGCAACAGACACUCAAACAACAGAAACUCAGGCAAUGUUAUCUUAA
Schistocerca americana (American grasshopper) is the source of this 1047-nucleotide messenger RNA. RefSeq names its product mucin-22-like. The record is from RefSeq and is a predicted model, not a curated record. Bases 1 to 1047 code for a protein of 348 amino acids. The transcript has a single exon. Lineage: Eukaryota; Metazoa; Arthropoda; Insecta; Orthoptera; Acrididae.